Molecule: messenger RNA, 819 nt
Organism: Lolium rigidum
Lineage: Eukaryota; Viridiplantae; Streptophyta; Magnoliopsida; Poales; Poaceae
Product: transcription factor MYB44-like
Exons: 1
Coding region: 1-819 (272 amino acids)
Source: RefSeq, a predicted model, not a curated record
AUGAUUCCAGCCAUCGCCUGCGUCGGCAACGACAGGCCGCCGGCGCCGAUCAAGACGGGGUCGUGGAGCCCCGAUGAGGACGCGCUGCUGGCGGCCCUGGUCCGGGAGCACGGUGCGGGGCGGUGGAGCCUCAUCAGCGCGGGCGUCCCCGGGCGCACGGGCAAGUCCUGCCGGCUGCGGUGGUGCAACCAGCUCAGCCCGGACGUGCGCCACCGCCCCUUCACCCCCGAAGAGGACGCGCUCAUCGUCGCCGCCCACGCGCGCCUCGGCAACAAGUGGGCCGCCAUCGCGCGCCUCAUCCCCGGCCGCACCGACAACUCCGUCAAGAACCACUGGAACUCCAACCUCCGCAAGUGCCAGCGCCGCGCCAGGGCCAUGGCUGCCGCCGCCGCGCGUGCGGGCGCCUCGUCCUCCCCUGCCGCCGGGAGAGCCACGGCGCGAAAAAGGAUGCAGGAACAGGUCGUGGUGGUGGACGUGGACAAAGACACUGCCAAGGACGACCCGCCACCGGCACCGGCAGGCCAGCAGACUAACGCCGGAGGAGCUACCGACGACGAUGACCCAACAAUGGUGUCGCUGACGCUGAGCCUUAGCCUGCCCCAGCAACCCGUGGGCAGAAACGGAGCACCGUCAGUGGAGGCCAAGGCACCAGCUGCAGCGGGCAUGGGUGACGAUGAGGCCUCCGAUGCAGGGGUCAUGGCAGCGAUGCGGCAGAUGGUGAGGGAGGAGGUGGAGCAGCAGUCAGGGCAGCUGUUAUACUCCGUCCUCAUGGCCGUCACGGCCGCCAGGACCGCCGGAGCAUCCAACGGCAACCACUAA